AUGGAUUUGAAUGUGGAACAGAGACUUAAUGGGUUGAAUGAGCUUGAUGAGUUUUGCCUAAAAGCGUAUGAAAGUUCAGCCAUCUACAAAGAGAAGAUGAAAAAGUAUCACGAUCGAAAGAUUGAAAAGCGAGAAUUUGAGGUUAAAGACUUGGUACUUCUACUCAACUCUAGUCUACGCUUGUUUUCAGGCAAACUCAGGUACAAGUGGAAGGGACUAUUCCUUAUUACUAAAGUGUUUCCACAUGGAGCGGUCGAGUUGGAGAACAAGGAGGGUGCAAAGUUCACAGUCAACGAGCAAAGAAUUAGGAUCUACCUAGGGCAUGCAGAGAGUGUCCAUGAAGUUGUUGAGGCAUAUCACCUUGAUGAAGUCUGA
This is a messenger RNA of Solanum pennellii, 375 nucleotides long. RefSeq lists its product as uncharacterized. Lineage: Eukaryota; Viridiplantae; Streptophyta; Magnoliopsida; Solanales; Solanaceae. The record is from RefSeq and is a predicted model, not a curated record. The transcript has a single exon. Bases 1 to 375 code for a protein of 124 amino acids.